This is a messenger RNA of Diospyros lotus (date-plum), 408 nucleotides long. RefSeq lists its product as uncharacterized. The transcript has a single exon. NCBI's taxonomy places the organism in Eukaryota, Viridiplantae, Streptophyta, Magnoliopsida, Ericales, Ebenaceae. Bases 1 to 408 code for a protein of 135 amino acids. The record is from RefSeq and is a predicted model, not a curated record.
AUGGUGACUAGAAGCAGCAAAAAGAAGGGCAAGCUAAGCCCCCGGUGUAUAGGACCAUAUGAUGUAGUAGAAAGAAUUGGACCAGUCGCAUAUCGACUUGCACUACCUAUGGCCCUGUCAAACCUCCACGACAUGUUUCAUGUAUCGCAACUCUGUAAGCACGAGCCAGAUCCCUCCCAGGUAAUGCCAGCUGAGGCUAUCGAGAUUCAAGAAAAUCUUUCGUACGUGGAGAAACCAGUAAACAUUAUGGAUCGUAGGGAUCAAGUUCUAAGGAAUAAGUCAAUUCCCCUGGUACAAGUUUUGUGGAGAAACCCCGUGAGUGAAGAAAUAACUUGGGAGCGAGAGGAAGACAUGAGGCUCAAUUAUCCAUAUCUGUUCGAAGAUCCUAUAGUUAGAAUGAGUGAAUAA